Lathyrus sativus (Indian pea) is the source of this 873-nucleotide messenger RNA. The record is from the annotation of a GenBank genome assembly. NCBI's taxonomy places the organism in Eukaryota, Viridiplantae, Streptophyta, Magnoliopsida, Fabales, Fabaceae.
AUGAGAGAAAUCAAGGACAGGAACCUACGGGAAAAAAUAAUUAACAUGGGGUACGCUUUAAACCAACCAACAUUUCAUUACUAUCGGUCAGAGAUUGGCAUGGCAAAUACAGAUGCUUUAAGGUGGAUUGACAAUAUUCCAGCCGAAAAAUGGACAAGGGAAUUUGACGGGGGUCGACGUUGGGGUCACAUGACUACCAACCUUGUCGAGUCAAUGAAUGUUGUCUUUAAAGGCACACGUAAUUUUCCCGUUAUAGCAUUGGUAAGGGCAACAUAUUAUAGAUUGGGAUCUUUAUUUGCUGGACAAGGUUCAAAGUGGAGUGCUGUGUUGAAUUCUGGCCAAACAUUUACAGACAACUGCCUCAAGGUGAUGAAAGAAGAAACAACAAAAUCCAGCACACAUCAAGUCAAAAUUUUUGACUACGCUAACAAUGUUUUCAGUGUGAAGAAGAUAAUUGACCAUGGUGAGGGGAAGCCUAUAGGACAUUAUAAGGUCGACCUCUUGAACGGGUGGUGUGACUGCGGAAAGUUUCAAGCAUUUUGUGUCCCUUGCUCACAUGUUAUCGCUGCAUGUUCAAAUGUGCGCCACGAGGCUUACGCUCUUUUGUCCGACGUUUAUAAUGUUACGAACCUGUUUGGGGUUUACAGCACAAGCUUUCCAGUGCUGUCGUACGAUGAAUAUUGGCCCGUUUAUGAAGGAGAUCAAAUUUGCCAUAACCCAAGAAUGCGAAGGAACAAGAAAGGUCACCCAGUGAGCACAUGUAUUACAAUGGAAAUUGAUAACUUUGAUAAGCUUGAGAGAAAAUGUUCAAUGUGUCGUCAAACAGGCCACAAUCGAAUCCGGUGUCCCAAUGUGGGAACAAGUAAUCGUUAG